This is a messenger RNA of Vigna radiata var. radiata (mung bean), 2551 nucleotides long. RefSeq lists its product as uncharacterized. Gene Ontology annotation, biological process: lipid catabolic process. Lineage: Eukaryota; Viridiplantae; Streptophyta; Magnoliopsida; Fabales; Fabaceae. The transcript has 7 exons. The coding region runs from base 74 to 2056 and encodes 660 amino acids. The record is from RefSeq and is a predicted model, not a curated record.
AUAUAAAAUAAAAUGAAAUAGCAAAAUGAAUCCUUGGUAGAGUUAGUUUGAAACUGCAGAAGAUGGGGUAUCCAUGGCUAAUGCUCUUGUAUGUUAUCUUCGCAUCAAAGAAAGAGAUAAUGCAACUGAGCUUCCUGUUUCCAGAAAAGAACAUUCUCAGUUCCUUUCACACGUUUUUCUUUCACACACUCAAAUCAUAUUCCAAACUCCAAUUUAUGUCUCCAUUUUCCUUCUCUUCUUCCAAACCUCUCUCUGCACAUCAUUCUUCUUCUCUGUCGAUUCCAUGACAGCCGCUGCAAUGGCGACGGCCGCCGGAGCGGCGGUGACGUUGUACCUCUUGUUGAGGAGGAGGAAGAAAGCCGAAGAGGAGUGGUCGAGAGCGCGGACCCUGAGGGUGAGGCCAGCUCAGGCGCCGGCGAAUCUGUUCGAGUCGAUCGUGACGUUGUCGGAGACACUGAGAUUCACUUACUCUGAGACUAUUGGGAAAUGGCCAAUAGCAGAUUUGGCCUUCGGCAUCAAUUCUUUCAUGCGUAAAAAGGGUGAUUUGGCAGUUGCGGGUGUGUAUGGUGGAAAUGGUUGUGUGGAGUUGAAAGGCCCUGAAGUUGUAGCCGACUUAGAGGAACUAUUGAGGCUGUUGACUCUGUGUAUGUUUUUCUCCAAAAAACCGUUUCCCGAAUUUUUAGAUUCUGCUGGAUUCUCACAGGACCAUGUCCUUCUCCACAGCCCCAAAGCUGAGCUUCUGAAGCCUGCAUUCACUAUUAUACAUGAUAUGCAGUCAAGAUGUUUUCUUCUGUUGAUCCGGGGAACUCAUAGCAUAAAAGACACACUGACAGCUGCAACUGGUGCUAUGGUUCCUUUUCACCAUUCCAUUGUAAGUGAUGGACAAAUUAGCAACUUGGUUUUAGGACAUGCACACUGUGGUAUGGUUGCUGCUGCUCGUUGGAUUGCAAAACUCUGCAUUCCUGCAUUACUUAAAGCACUUAAUGAAUGUCCAGACUCAAAAGUCAAGGUUAUUGGACACUCACUUGGUGGUGGUACUGCAUCACUGUUGACAUAUAUUCUUAGAGAACAAAACGAGUUAUCUUCAAGCACCUGUGUCACAUUUGCUCCAGCCGCCUGUAUGACAUGGGAGUUAGCUGAAUCAGGGAAGCACUUCAUCACCACCAUUAUAAAUAAUUCCGACAUGGUGCCCACAUUAUCAUCUUUCUCUGUUGACAAUCUUCGUUCUGAGGUUGCUGCAUCAUCUUGGUUGAAUGAUUUAUGGAAUCAGGUUGAGCAUACAAAGGUUCUGAAUGUCAUCUAUCGCUCUGCAAGUACCCUUGGAUCUCAUUUACAAUUUAUAUCCAGUGCAAAAGGAAAGGUAACUGGUGUAGGUGCUAUUCUACUGCCAGUAGCCAGUAGUACCCAGGUUGUGAUAAAGCAUGCACAAAGUGUUGCAAAAGCUGUUGUUAAAACUAUGACUGCACACAGUCAGAAUAUUGGUCCCCUGUCGAAAUCUAAAUUAAAUAAGUUGGUCAAAAUUUCUCUUGAAGCAGAAAAUAUAAGUAAAUCUCUUUUGACCGAAAGUGUGUCUGUACUUAAUAAAGAUGAACCAAACUCCUCUAGUGGAAAAUCCGAACUUGAUGACGCAGAUGAAGAGGAAUUAGUCAUUCAUGCCAAUGAACACAUUACAGAAGGUGAAUUGUGGCAUGAACUGGAGAAGGAACUUGAAAAACAGAAUAUAUUGAACAUCCUGACUCAGGUAGAAGAAGCAGAUACAGAAAAUGAGAUAAUUGAGGAAGAUCAGCUUGUUAAUGCUAGCAAUUCAAUGUCAACAUCUGGCCUUCUAGAUAGUUGUUUUUAUCCCCCAGGUAAAAUUAUGCAUAUUGUCUCUGCACCUCCUGAUGAAUCUAGUUCAAACUCCAAGGAGGAACGUAUCAAAUUAUAUGAAACACCAAGACAGCUGUAUAGCAAGUUCAGACUUUCAAAAAAUAUGAUAAAUGAUCAUUACAUGCCAACAUAUAGAACAAUGAUCCAACUAUUAAUCCAGCAAUUAAAGAAAGAUGGUUUCAAAUAGUACUACAUGGAUAAAGUACUAAAGAGAAGUGAAUAAAAUCCCUUUCGUGGUUGAAAGUUUAACAAUCCUGUGUGUAUAAGAAAUUCCUAACAUUCAAGAAUAAUUUAAUCAUUCAUUUACUUAGAAUAUAUCAUAGAGACUAGUUUUAGAUGAUUUAAAACUUUCAAAAGUUGACUAAUUUUAGAUGAUUUAGAGCUCCCCUCAUAAGGGAAGCUUCCAAAAAUUGACGGGCAAUUCCCAACCAAAGUAGGGCAGGAAUCACCCGCCGGAUAGUCGGUGUUCGAAAUUUAGGUGUUGGCACGACCAGUCGUCUCUAUGCGAUCAUUGACCAGUCGCCUUUCACCCCCUGACAGGACAGGUUAAGUUUCAAGGGUUUUCUUCCACCAGUUUAUAGGCCGUCCCACAUUCAACAUUAUAAAAUCUCCGAUAUGGGACUUGCAAGUCAUCAAGUAAUAUUUCACCCCAACUAUUUAAUUUUAUGCAAUCGUAUUUAUU